CUUAGAAAUAAAUAAUUUGUCAAAAAUAAUUUAAGAUAAACUAAGAAAAGUAUAUAUAGUAAGAAUAAUGAGAGGGAUAUUCCGCUUAGCAAAUUCAUGUAGAGCCUUUUAAAAGAGCCAAAAUUUUAAUAAAAGCGUUAACUUAGCAUAUUCUAUGCCUAAAUAUAGCAUAAGCACUUUAAACAUAAAUUUCGAAAUGUCAAUGAAAUAAACUCAGCUAUCUACUUUAAGCAAAGCAAAUCCUGAAUUUGUAUUCUUCUCUAAUAGUUUUAUGCUUGAAUAACUUGAAUGCAUUGCUGGCUGUGAUGACGAUGUUAUUUGACAUUAUAAAAAUCUAUCAAUCACUCAUCUCUAAUAUAUUAUUAUAUAUUUUUUAAUUUAGUAUAUGACAUGAAGCAACAAAUCAAUCUAUCAACUAAACAAUCUAUAAAUCUAUCUAUCUAUCAACCAACCAAUCUAACUAUCUAUAAAGCAUUCUUAAAUCCUAACUAUAAUACUAAGCUGACUUCCAAGCUUAUAAACAAACAUUGAAAUUAUACUUUCACUAAUAUUAAGAUUGAAUACAUUGACAAGUGUGUGCUUCACUAAUUUAUGUUCUAUCGGUAAAUUACAGGAUACAAUAUAUCUAAGUAUCAAGCUAUCUUAUCAAUUAAAUUUAUGAUACAAAAGGAGAAUCUUAUUUAGUUAGUUAUUUACUAAGAAAAUAAAUUCAAUUAUAUUGGAUGAAAUUGUUAUCAACUCAACUUUUUAUUAUUUAAAUUUUAGAUUAAAUCUCAAUAAUUUUAAUUCAUUAUAUACAUUCUCUGUUUAUUACUUGGUCUUCAUUUGUCAUCGUAAAUCAUUCUAAUUAUUAACUUAAAAAGCUUCUUUUA
Molecule: messenger RNA, 872 nt
Organism: Tetrahymena thermophila SB210
Lineage: Eukaryota; Ciliophora; Oligohymenophorea; Hymenostomatida; Tetrahymenidae
Exons: 4
Source: RefSeq, a predicted model, not a curated record